ACUCGCUUUUAUUUUCCGGCGCUGGUGACUUUUAUGUAAACAUGGCGAGUUUGGUUGAUGUCGGCUGGAAGCUCCUCGAAUUCAAAGCUCGGUCAAAAAGAUCAGAUUUGUGAUUUUAGCUGAGAGAGGAUUGGCCUUAAUUUCACCUUUUGAGAAUGGCCAGUUCAGUGGCUGCAACCGCCCGGCCUCAUCGGAGUUUUGACAAACUUGGCUCUAUCUAUGAACCUUUGAAGCUGUCCUUUCUCCAGCGUGAGGAUGAGCCACUGUGGAACAAGCUGGACCGCUACUACAAUGCUGUGAAGAUAACCAUUCUGAACUACCAGAGUCCUACCACUGGCCUUUUCCCAGUAAAGACAUGCCCAAACUGCAAAGAGGCCAAAAUACGGGACUCCCUGUACUGUGCUGCUGGUGCUUGGGCUCUGGCAUUGGCCUAUCGACGCAUUGAUGAUGAUAUGGGGCGGACCCACGAGCUGGAGCAUUCUGCUAUCAAGUGCAUGAGAGGGAUCCUGUACUGCUACAUGAGACAGGCUGACAAAGUGGAGCAGUUUAAACAGGAUCCCAGUCCCUCCAAAUGUUUACACUCUGUGUUCAAUGUCGACACAGGUGAUGAGGUCCUCUCCUACAGGGACUACCACCACCUGCAGAUUGAUGCAGUUUCUCUGUUUCUGCUCUACCUGGUGGAGAUGAUCUGCUCUGGUCUACAGAUCAUUUACAACACUGAUGAGGUUUCCUUCGUCCAGAACCUGGUGUUCUGUGUGGAAAGAGCCUAUAGGGUGCCUGACUAUGGCAUGUGGGAGAGAGGCAGCAAAUACAACAAUGGCAGUACUGAGCUUCAUUCCAGUUCUGUGGGUCUGGCUAAAGCUGCUCUAGAAGCUAUCAAUGGAUUCAACCUCUUUGGAAACCAGGGCUGUUCGUGGUCGGUCAUAUUUGUGGAUCUGGAUGCCCACAACAGGAACAGACAAACCCUGUCCUCUCUGCUGCCCAGAGAGUCUCGCUCCCAUAACACGGAUGCUGCUUUACUGCCGACCAUCAGCUAUCCAGCUUUUGCUGUGGAUGACGACGCCCUCUACACACAGACACUCGACAAGAUCGUUCGCAAACUGCGUGGCAAAUACGGCUUCAAACGUUUCCUCCGAGAUGGCUACCGCACUGCAAAUGAAGAUCAGAACCGCCGCUACUACAAGCCUGCUGAAAUGAAGCUUUUUGAUGGAAUCGAAUGCGAGUUUCCCAUGUUUUUCAUCUACAUGAUGAUUGACGGGGUAUUCAGGGGAAAUAAAGCUCAGGUUGAAGAGUACCAGAAGCUACUUGAGCCUGUGAUCUUCCAGUCUAAUGAGGGCCACGCUGUCAUUCCGAAAUACUACUAUGUGCCGGCUGACUUUGUGGAGGCGGAGCAGAGCAAGCAUGGAAGCCAGAAGCGGUUCCCUAGCAACUGCGGGCGUGACGGGAAGGUCUUCCUGUGGGGUCAAGCUCUUUAUAACAUCGCCAAGUUACUGGUGGAUGAGCUGAUCAGCCCCAAAGAUAUUGAUCCAGUCCAUCGUUACGUGCCACGCCAGUAUCAGCGCAAUGUCAGCAUGCGAUACUCCAAUCAGGGUCCAAUAGAGAAUGAUACUGUGAUUCAUGUGGCCCUGAUCGCUGAAAGCCAGAGACUGCAGGUGUUUCUGAACACAUAUGGCAUUCAAACCCAAACACCUCAACAGGUGGAGCCCAUCCAGAUCUGGCCUCAGAAGGAACUGGUCAAGGCAUACAGUUUCCUGGCUGUCAAUAAGAAGCUCGGCUUGAGUGGGCGCCCAGACAGGCCAGUGGGCUGCAUUGGCACCUGCAAGAUUUAUCGCAUUCUGGGAAAAACUGUGGUGUGCUACCCAAUAGUGUUUGAUCUCAGUGACUUUUACUUGUCUCAAGACGUUAUGCUGCUGAUUGAUGACAUUAAGAAUGCAUUGCAGUUCAUCAAACAGUGCUGGAAGAUGCAGGGACGGCCUCUCUUCCUGGUUCUCAUCCGCGAGGAUAACAUCAAGGGGAGCCGCUUUAAUCCAGUUUUGGAUAUGCUGGCGUCAUUCAAAAAAGGAAACAUCGGCGGUGUCAAGGUUCACGUUGACAGGCUUCAGACGCUGAUAUCUGGAGCUGUUGUGGAGCAGCUGGAUUUUCUGCGUGUCAAUGAGGCAGAAAUCCCACAGUUUAAGAGCUUUGAGGAGCUGGAGCUGCCUAAGCACUCCAAGGUGAAGAGGCAGACCAGUACGCCCAAUGCCUCUGACCUGGAGCAACAGCCUGAGAUCAGCAUUGUGGAAUGGCUUCACAAACCCACCCAGGAGAUCAUGCAGAAGUUCAAUGACUGUGACUGCUUGGCAAGUAAGGCUCAGCUUGCCGGAAUCCUUCUUAGGAGGGAAGGACCGCACUUGCUAACAAAAGACGGAAAUCUGAUGGAUGAGCUGGAGAGAAUCUAUAGAAGAGCUGGCAGCAGAAAGCUUUGGUCUGUUGUCCGUCUUGCCGCAAGUCUCUUAAGUAAACUAGUGGACAGCCUUGCCCCCAGUAUUACUAGUGUUUUAGUGCAAGGCAAGCAGGUGACCCUGGGUCUUUUCGGCCACGAGGAGGCGGUCAUCUCCAACCCCCUGUCUCCAGGCGUGAUCCAAGGCAUCAUCUACAGCAAGUGCUGCACUCUGGGUGAGGAGCGGGAGGCUGUUCUUCAGCAAGAGCUGGUUAUCCAUAUCGGGUGGAUUAUUUCCACCACCCCAGAGCUGUUCAGCGGCAUGCUCAAGAUCAGGGUCGGAUGGAUCGUCCAGGCAAUGAAGCAUGAGCUGCAGAUUCGGGCCAGAGACAUGCCACCUCAGGAUAUCUACCAGCUCUCGCCAAGUGACAUCAAGCAGCUCCUGAUGGAUGUCCUGCAGCCACAGUACACUGCCAGGUCAUGGCUGAACAGGCGUCAGAUCGAUGGCUCUCUGAACAGAACCCCUCUGGGCUUUUAUGAUCGUGUGUGGCAGAUCCUGGAGAGGACCCCCAAUGGUAUUAAGGUGGCUGGAGUUCACCUGCCUCAGCAACCAACUCUCUCUGACAUGACCAUGUAUGAGAUGAACUUCUCUCUGCUGGUGGAGGACACACUGAAGAACAUCGACCUUCCUGAAUACAGGCAAAUUAUUGUGGAGCUGCUGAUGGUAGUGUCCAUCGUGCUUGAGAGAAACCCUGAGCUGGAGUUCAGUGAGAAGGUGGAUUUGGAUGGUCUGGUGAAGGAUGCCUUCAAAGAUUUCCAGAGGGAUCGCAGUUCCACUGAAGGCAUGGAGAAAAAGGCUGACAUGGAGGCAUUUUACAACACACCACCAACGGGUCAGAGAGGCACCUCCAGCUACUUGACCAAAGCAGUCAUGAUCCAGUUACUGCAAGGGGAUGUCAAGCCGUGCAAAGACGACCCGUGUUCCGUUAGCUAGAAACUCUUUGACUCACUAAAUCCCGACCGGUCCGUGUCAUAAUCGAAGCUGUCUUCUGCCAUACCGUCCUCACUCCUACAAGCUACAGUAUUGUUUUGACAUUCGUCAUGGCAACAGUGGACAACGUGAGCUGAAGUUAGAAAUUGGUUAAUUUGUUAAUGCCAUGUGAUGAGCAUAUUUACCCUCCAGUUAUUAAUGGGAAUAAUGUGAAGACACAUUACUAAUGGAGGACUUGACACAUGGUAAAAAUACCAUGUUCAGCUUUUACAGCAAUACGUCUGACUUUAUUUUACUUUAUGCUACACUAGUCUGUCAAAUUAACUGUCAAAACACAAUGUAAAGUGGACAUUCGCAUUUGGGGCACACGGCGGACAAAAGUGAUGUACUUUAUUUAGAGAACAAAUCCUGAAAACAACCACUGUGCUGCAUGGACUUAAGUUUUUUGUGUUGCUUGCAGAUCCACAUUAAAAGUUCUGAAUUUGG
This is a messenger RNA of Thalassophryne amazonica, 3896 nucleotides long. RefSeq names its product phosphorylase kinase, beta (gene phkb). NCBI's taxonomy places the organism in Eukaryota, Metazoa, Chordata, Actinopteri, Batrachoidiformes, Batrachoididae. Bases 156 to 3413 code for a protein of 1085 amino acids. The record is from RefSeq and is a predicted model, not a curated record. Gene Ontology annotation, cellular component: phosphorylase kinase complex. Gene Ontology annotation, biological process: glycogen metabolic process. The transcript is spliced from 32 exons. Gene Ontology annotation, molecular function: calmodulin binding.